This is a messenger RNA of Scaptodrosophila lebanonensis, 1128 nucleotides long. RefSeq names its product serine protease 33. The transcript has 6 exons. Gene Ontology annotation, biological process: proteolysis. The annotation marks the transcript as partial. The record is from RefSeq and is a predicted model, not a curated record. Gene Ontology annotation, molecular function: serine-type endopeptidase activity. Lineage: Eukaryota; Metazoa; Arthropoda; Insecta; Diptera; Drosophilidae.
UGCCUGCUCUGCCAGCUGGACACCACACAAGCAAGCUUACUUAACUCCUUGCUGGGCGUACCAGCCGAGUGCGUCCAUCAGAGUGGCGUCUGGCCAUGUAAGUUGUCGUUCUCCUGCUGGUUGCAGGGCGGAAAGCAUGCCAAGGGCUGUGGCAGCAACAAGUGGCUCUUCUCCUGCUGCAUAAGUGAGCCGCAACAUGCGUCGCCAUUGGACAAUUUUGUUGGCAGUGCUUUCAACGAGUAUGGCAAGCUAAAGCUGAGCCUCAACAGUUUACCAAAGCGCGUCAUGUUGCGCCGUCGCGAUGACAAUGAGUUGUUUGCUAAGCCGGAAUGCGGACUGUCACGUACACAGCAGAAUACGCUGCAAAAGCGCAUCAUUGGCGGCCGGCCGGCUCAAUUCGCGGAGUAUCCUUGGCAAGCGCACAUUCGAAUUGCCGAGUACCAAUGCGGCGGCGUGCUCAUAUCAGCGAACAUGGUCGCCACGGCUGCUCAUUGCAUUCAGCAGGCGCGCCUCCAGGACAUCACAGUGUAUCUGGGAGAACUCGAUACGCAGAACUUGGGCCACAUUCACGAACCACUGCCAGUGGAAAAGCACAGUGUGCUGCAAAAGAUUAUUCACCCGCGCUUCCAGUUUCGCAUGACACAGCCAGAUCGCUAUGACUUGGCUCUCCUCAAACUAGCCAGACCAACGAGCUUUAGCGAACACAUUUUGCCGAUAUGCUUGCCUCAAUAUCCCAUUCGAUUGGUUGGACGCAAGGGUCUGAUAGCUGGGUGGGGCAAGACAGAGGCCCAUCAGGGACACGCUGGUACCAAUAUGCUCCAGGUAGCCAGUGUGCCAAUCAUAUCCACCUUAGACUGCAUCCGUUGGCACGAAAGCAAGCAGAUCAAUGUGGAAAUUUUCUUGGCAGAUCAUUUCUGUGCGGGCCACUCGGAUGGCCAUCAGGAUGCGUGCUUGGGGGACUCGGGCGGCCCGCUGGUGAUCAAGGAGCGCGGUCGGUUCGUACUCGUGGGAAUAACCAGCGCCGGCUUCGGCUGUGGAGUCGACCAUCAGCCGGGCAUCUAUCACAAUAUACAAAAGACUGUCAAAUGGAUACAGGACGUGGUGGCACACAACGAGCUGCAAUUAUAG